AGCGUCGCGGCGUGAUGACGUCACCUGUGCAACCAACAUGGCGAAGAAGCAACGUGGGAAGCCGUCUCCGGCCGCGAAGACGACGGAUUCGGCCAAACAGACGGAUAGUUUCAGCUUGGUGCUCGCAUCCAGCGACGACGAGGCGCCAGAGGAGGUGACCUUCGAAGACUCGAAGGCGGAAGCUCUCCGGAGCGUGAGACAGGCGCUGGACGCGGCCAAAAGAGAAAAAGAGCUGCUGAAGGAGAAGAGAAGGAAGAGACAGGAACUGUUCCAGGAGCAGAAGAAAAGAAAACUCUUACCGGCUGACGUGUUGGAGGAAAUCGGCUCUGCUCUUUCAAAGAAGCAGAAACAGCCUGCGGGUGAAGCAGCUGAAGAGGAGGAGCCGGAGGAGGAGGGUGAAGAGGACGAGGGGAGGAAGAAGAAGAAAAGGAAGAGGAGCGGGAAACUGACACACGCCAGAAAUCUGAAGGGAAACUACACCGUGACGACGGGGAAGGAGAGCACGUUGGCGUCCUCCCAGCAGCAGGCGGCCGAGGAUUUCCUCCAGUCCAGACUGUACGGACCAGGAAGCUGCAGGACUACCACUAACGAGAUGCUCUCCCUCGAGAACAAGAAGGGGAAAAACAAAAGUGCAGCAGUGCAGUUUGUCAAGAAGGACUGGGCCUGUCAGGAAAAAGCCAAAGCAGAGAAGCUGAAGAAGAGGUGGAUCCACAAGCAGCAGAUUCCCUCCUGCUGAGCCGGUCGGAGCGACUGGACGUCUUUAACAAACCUCGACCCGGUCCAGUGGACUCCCUCUGCACGCAGAAUUUAAACGGACUCAAUCACAGAUGAACCGCCAGAUACGGCGAGGAAGACGUGAUGCUAGCUCUGGACCCGGACUCGCUAUCAUAUUGACUAAAAGGACACGACAGCAGCUCUGGCUCAUUAGAGACGCUGACAUAAAAAACUUUGUUGUGAUCCGUGACGUUUCCACACAUGUUAAGGGGGAUUUUUUAAAAUCUGUAACCUUAAACUCAAGUUAUUUGUUUAGAUUUAUGAAAGAUGCUCUUUUUGUUUAAUAAAAGCUUGUUAUACAUUCAUCUUUAUUUUUUCAAGACUCUGAAAAAGCAGCUUGUGAGUCAAACUAAGUUUCUGUUCUGUUAAUAUUAGAUUUUGAUCAUUUUUGUUUUUCCAGCAAGAAUGCCAAACAUUUGCUGUGAAGAUUUGCUGUUUUUUUUUCUGUCAUGAAUCAGUGAAAACUUUCUGGGGUUUUUGGUCUGAAGCAUCUUAAAGACAUUACUUUGGGAUCUUGUUAGUUAAAAGUUGCGUUUGUUACUAUUUUCUGACAUUUACAAGAAAAUAAUCAUGAGUUGAGGCACUAAUUGAGCCAGUCUCUUUGCUUCCGUCCUCCAUUGUACCUGUUGGAAAGAUCUGGAUGUGAUUAUCUUUAUAAUAAUAAUUAUGCCUUUAUUAGUCCCACAAUGGGGAAAUUCAGUUCUCUGCAUUUGACCCAUCCUGGAGGAGCAGUGGGCUGCAAUGAAGCGCCCGGGGAGCAAUUUUGGGGUUAGGUGUCUCGCUCAAGGACACCACCUGUUGCCGGUAGAGGGGUUCGAACCACCAACCUUGUGGUUGCGGGUCAAGCGCUCUACCUCAUGUGCCACAGCCGCCCCAUUAGUACUGAAUAGAAAGUCAAAAGAUAUUUUACUCAACUGAAAUAAAAAAUAAUAAAGGCUAGAGGAGGCAUAACUGCUUUCCCAAUAAACAAAAAAACAUUUUAUUUUUAGAUGCUCUGCCUGUUAGAUUUUUCAUGGGACCCCUCUGAGGUGUCACAGACCAAAAAUUGGACCAAAAACACCGCUGUUAUCUCUAAAAUCAUUUCUGUGUUUAAUAUCUAGGGUUUUUUGAUCCAAGACAAAAUAAGUGGGCCCUGACUGAUUUAUCAUAUUUAUAUUGGCUUACAUGUGGUAGCUGCUUAUUAACAAAAUAAUGAAAUACUUGAUUGCGUUAUUUAAGAACGGUCACAAUCAAGUUUGUCAAUCAGAGGACACGGAUACUUUUAACUGUAAAAUGUCCGGCUUAGUGCAAAUCUGAACUUUGAUUAUGAAUUUAUUUCUUAGACCAAAUUAACAGGGGUUUUUUUGGGACACAAAAAUUCAAAAAGCCCAAAAAUCUAGUAUUACUUAGGCUUUCAUGCCACUUUGAGACAUGAAAACUUGUGAUUUUCAACAUUUUCUCUCAUUCUAGACAGAUAAAUGAAUAAUAAAAAUAAUAGUUGGUUGCCCAUUAUUAAAAAGGGAACAAGAAACUUCAUCAACGUGGUUUAAAGGUGGAAUCUUUUUCGGGCUUCGUAUGUGUGAUAGUGUGUACUUUACAGGAUUCUCUUCAGACACAUUUUUAGGAUUAAGCGACAGACUUCUUCAUGCAGCAUCCAGACAAAUGCCAUCAUCAUUUUAUCAUGUUUUUAAUAUAAAUCUUUUUCACCCUCACACAAAUAGCACUUUUUUUUUUUUCUUUCUUCUUCUCCAAAUGGACACACACACAGUCAGCAGUGGACAACUUACUGGUUGACAUCUUUCCUUAAAAACACCGUGAACUGGCUAAAAGAAGGAGAAACAAAAAGAAGAAGAGACAUCUAACUUGAUCUUACCACCACUUUACUAUGGCAUGCAUAGGUUUCAGACCGUACUCAGAAAAAGAGACAACAGACACUUUGUCUAAGAAGUUUUUCUAAACGAUGCCGUGACUGCUUGCGACCCGGAAAAUAAAAGAAAGAGGAACAAACCAAAAAAGGUACAGAAAAGCUCGGUUCCACCGUUUUCAAAUGUCAACUACGGACCUCCUGGGAAAGAAAUAUUCGAUAAACUAGAGGAAAAGAUGGAUGUCGUGUCUCGUGAAAAAGCCUCGGCCUUCCUGUUUGUUUGCUUGCAAGUGGCGAGCACGAAUCACAGACUUCAAACACAGCUGCCACGUCGUCUCCGUAAACUAUUUGGUUCUUUAUGUUGUUAACAGUGCGGUUGACAAUACAGAAUAUCUUUUUUUUUUUUCAAACAGUUUUUCUUGUUUUGUUUUCCUCCGUCGGUGAGAACAGAGAAGGACCCGGUAUCAAAACGGACGCCUAGUGCUUCAGAGGGAUUAUGGGUAUUUGGAGACUUGAGGUCUUUUCAUACAUUAAUGCUUUUUUUUUUUUUUUU
Molecule: messenger RNA, 3170 nt
Organism: Anoplopoma fimbria (sablefish)
Lineage: Eukaryota; Metazoa; Chordata; Actinopteri; Perciformes; Anoplopomatidae
Gene: nol7
Product: nucleolar protein 7
Exons: 8
Coding region: 38-736 (232 amino acids)
Cellular component (GO): nucleus
Molecular function (GO): RNA binding
Source: RefSeq, a predicted model, not a curated record